AUGCCAGCAGCAUUUUCUCGACUAACGCAUGAGAGACACCAUAUCAGCUGGCCAACUUUUCAGGGUGACUCGACCAAAUCGGGCGAGAAUGCGCCGCCUAACGCGUCCUCUCCCACCGCCGGAGCCGCCGACCCGGUCUCCAGCUUUAAGGAGCACGGCAGGGCCCUGAUCUCCGCCCAGCGCCCGUGGCUGCAGCUUCUCGACGUCACCGCCCUCGCUCGCCCCGCCAGCGCCGGCGACGCUUGCUUCCGCCUCCGCCAUAACAUAGCCUACUUCCGCACCAACUACACCCUCUUCUGCCUCUCCGUCCUCGCCGUCUCCCUCCUCUGGCACCCUGCCUCCCUGUUCGCCUUCAUCGCCCUCACCGCCGCCUGGUUCUUCCUCUACUUCACCCCAGACCGGCCGGUCGUCCUCUGCGGCCGCCCGAUCACCGACGGGACCAUCCUCGGCGUGCUCUCCGUGGCCACGAUCUUCGCUCUCAUCUUCUCCAAUGUCGGACCGACCGUCUUCGGAGCCAUCCUGAUCGGGACAGUGAUCAUCUGCCUGCAUUCGCUGUUCAGGGCGACGACGGACGAUCGCUUUCUCCAUGAAACAGAGGCCGCAAGCGGCGGAUUGGUUGUCCCCGCUUACGGGAUCGCAUUAUUUUCUUGA
Molecule: messenger RNA, 651 nt
Organism: Musa acuminata AAA Group (dessert banana)
Lineage: Eukaryota; Viridiplantae; Streptophyta; Magnoliopsida; Zingiberales; Musaceae
Product: PRA1 family protein E-like
Exons: 1
Coding region: 1-651 (216 amino acids)
Biological process (GO): vesicle-mediated transport
Cellular component (GO): Golgi apparatus; endoplasmic reticulum
Source: RefSeq, a predicted model, not a curated record